AUGAAAGAAUUGUAUUUAUUAGUUGUUGUUUCUGUAGGUGUAAUGGCCGGCAAAUACUCUCGGGAGUUGAAUGAGCCUAAGAACGUCGAUGGCGUUAAUGAUGAACAGACUGUCGAAUUCAGAAUAUCGAAGUUGAACCAGAUUUGGAACAAAGCCUUACGGAUGCAGCUGUCUCCUGUGAAACAAGCUGAGCUGCACAGUGACCUGAAAAUCCAGGAGAAGGCUGAACUCCAAUGGAAGAAAUGGAAGGUUGAAGGCCUAGAUGAAAAUGGAGAGAAAGAGGCCCAAAUCCGCCGUAACUUCAAUGUGAUCCUGGCCAAAUAUGGGAUGGAUGGCAAACGAGACACAAGACCUCUAGAGAGCAACUCACUGAAGGACCAUGAUGUCAAAGAUGGUGACAUUUUUGAAGAUCCUAAGCUGGACAAACUAUGGAACAAGGCAAAAACCUCCGGGAAAUUUUCUGAGGAUGAGCUGCUGAGCCUAAAGAGAGAGUUUCAGCACCAUAAGGACAAGAUCCAUGAAUACAACAUCCUGAUGGAAACUGUGAGCAGAACUGAGGAGAUCCACAAAAAUGUAAUCUCCCCCCUGGAGGGCGACGGAAAAGAGCAAGAGGUGCAACAGAAGCACACGGAGCUCAAGCAGAAGAUGAGAGACCUCAACCAAGGCUUCGAUCGCCUCCGUAAAAUCAGCCACGAGGGCUUCAGCGAGGACAGCGAAUUCCGGGAGCCUCGUGUGAUCGAACUGUGGGAGGCUGCUAAGAGAGCCAACCUCAGUGAUGAUGAGCUGGACUCUCUCAAGGAGGAGCUGCAUCACUUUGAGACAAAGGUGGAGAAGCACAACCACUACCAGGAGCAGCUGGAGCUUUCCCACCAGAAGCUGCAACAUGUGGAAUCUUUUGGAGACAAACAACACAUACAGAGGAACAAGGAUAAGUACAACAACCUGGCUGAGAAGACCAGAGAGAUGGGCUACAAGAUGAAGAAACACAUGCAGGAUUUGCACAACAAGAUCUCUGGUCAGGGUCUGAGCCACAAUGAGCUAUGA
Molecule: messenger RNA, 1044 nt
Organism: Nerophis lumbriciformis (worm pipefish)
Lineage: Eukaryota; Metazoa; Chordata; Actinopteri; Syngnathiformes; Syngnathidae
Source: RefSeq, a predicted model, not a curated record